Molecule: messenger RNA, 657 nt
Organism: Alternaria incomplexa
Lineage: Eukaryota; Fungi; Ascomycota; Dothideomycetes; Pleosporales; Pleosporaceae
Exons: 2
Coding region: 1-657 (218 amino acids)
Source: RefSeq, a predicted model, not a curated record
AUGCCCCAACAUACUCAAACAAUGGACGAUGCGACAAGACACCUCAAAACCAUGAUCGACGCACGCAUCGCCGAACUUAAAAGUGCUAAAGCCAACCUCGAGGGAUUCCAGACUCAAGUGAAUAAACUGGAAACUUACUGCGCCGCUCUGAAGCGGCAAAACUACGUACAGUAUGAUUACAUCCCGGACAACGACAACAUGGAUACAGACGUGGAUCGCGGUGGACCCUCGGAACUCCCGCCACCUCCUCCCAAUUCGCUCUGCAACCCUCCCGAUUACGAAAAUAUACUAGCAGCUAAAGACACCGGGUCCGACGAAGACACAGAUCAGCUACGCCAGGGAGAGCGCGAGUAUGACUGUGACUCCGAUGUCAGCAGCGACAAUUUCGAGUACGAAGAGCGGAGAAGAAAGCUUAUCGCAGAAGUUGUCGCCCUAUACAAGGAGGUUGGUAUCUCGCAGAGGGAAAUAGAGGCAUGCGAUGUAGAAGGACGGGAGCGCGAGAAGAUAAACAUUCUACUUCGAAGACACAUGGGCCUCUUGGAGCGAACGAUGAGAAGGCUCGUGCAGUUGGCGUUUGAUGUUGAGGAAGAUGAUACUCUGGUUAACACGGCGCUAGAGGUAGCUAUGGGGGGACAUGUGUCUCUGACUGGAUUAUGA